Amaranthus tricolor (Joseph's coat) is the source of this 1604-nucleotide messenger RNA. Its product is annotated as rho-N domain-containing protein 1, chloroplastic-like. The transcript is spliced from 2 exons. Bases 174 to 1343 code for a protein of 389 amino acids. The record is from RefSeq and is a predicted model, not a curated record. Gene Ontology annotation, biological process: DNA-templated transcription termination. Lineage: Eukaryota; Viridiplantae; Streptophyta; Magnoliopsida; Caryophyllales; Amaranthaceae.
CAUUCAUAAUUUUUUUUUUCCUAAAAUGCCAGGAGUAGAAAAGAAAUAUGAGAUGAGUCUACAAGAAAACCACAGAUAAAUUGUUCCGCAGUCAAUUGCUUUCACUGAAGCAAACCUCCUCAUUCCUCACAAUAUACUCAAGUACGGCCAUUGAUGAUAUUCAUUUCAAGGUCAUGUCUCGAACCCUAAAUAUUCUCCCCAAUAACGGUCAAGGCUAUGGAGCAUCUGAAAGCACCUUUCUUCCGUGUUUGGGAGUUUCUGGAAGGGCAGUCAGUGUACCAACUUGUCCUCGAAGCGAAUGUAAAAGUACUCAGGUGAAAAUUACAUUGCCAAAGCGUUCGUUGAAGCACAUGUCUUUUAUCUGCAAGGCAAGUAGCAGUGGUCAUAGAAGAAAUCCUGACUUCUCUAGGCAGAACAGGUCUGGUUACUUUCGAAAUAGGAAUCGAUCAAAUGAAGAGCGGGACAAUUCUGAGAAUCCUGACGAUUCCGAGUUCUUAUCAACCAAAAACGGGCCAUUACUUUCUCUUUCCAAUAGCACAAAGUCCCAUGCGACUGCUGCUCCUGGACAUAGGGAAAGGGAAAUUGUCGAACUUUUUAGGAAGGUUCAGGCUCAACUUCGCCAAAGAACAGCGGUCAAGGAAGAGAAGAAGUUUGAAUUCGUCAAAGGAAAGAAUAAAGAGAGUGAAACAGUUGAUUCUCUACUUAAGCUUUUGAGAAAGCAUUCAGUUGAGCAGGUUAAAGGGAAAGUUAAUGGUGGCAGUGCCAACGAAUUCAGUUUAGAUUAUCCGAGACAGAGUGGGCAAUCCAAUGAAGAUAGGAGCAAAAGCUUCAAUUCCGAUAAUAUUAGGGAAGAUCCGCAGGAAACCAAUAAGCCUUCAUUUAGCCGUCCACCAUCCGCUUUCAGGCGCAGGUCUCCUGUUCCAAGGGUUAGAUUUGAGCCAAUUGUGUCUACUUCGCAUCUAAAUAUCAAGACUGAUGAGACCCUUUCUGAAACCGACCAUGAUCCUGAAUCAGAAUCUGAUCUGGAGCCGGAUAUGGAUCUGGUGUCAGGACUAGAGUUUGAACAAGAAGAAGAGAAAGACGAAGAGGCUGAGCCAGAGUUGGUUAUGGAAGCUGAUUACAUAGACGAACCCACAAUUGGUAAGCUGUCCGAGACCAAGUUUUUGGAUGCUGAAGAAGACGAUUCUGAUGAGAAAGAAGCAAAGGUACAUGCUGAACUCAAGGACUUGAAUACUAUGAAGCUAUCGGAGUUGAGAGCGCUUGCAAAAGCUAGAGGCAUGAAAGGGUUCUCGAAAUUGAAGAAAUCGGAGCUUGUUGGGCUGCUCAGUGAUGAUCCCAUAUAAUCCCUGUUCAAAUUACUACCUGUACUAGAGAGCAACCGAGAUAUCUCCUUUUCGGCAUUGAACUUUGAGGUUUAUGUAGAUGAAUCGAGCUGUUUUUGUUCUUUAGGCUAGGUGCUUUUACGCUGUGUUCCGAUCUUCCUGUCAAAAUGCUUCAAUCUGUAGAUCAGUAUGUUUUUAUGUUGAAUUUCAAGUUGCCCAUCCUUUGCUCCCUUGUACACUCUAUUCGGAGAGAUUGUUAGAACAACUGAAGGAUUAAAUGUU